Molecule: messenger RNA, 7725 nt
Organism: Neodiprion virginianus
Lineage: Eukaryota; Metazoa; Arthropoda; Insecta; Hymenoptera; Diprionidae
Gene: Mekk1
Product: mitogen-activated protein kinase kinase kinase 4
Exons: 18
Coding region: 2468-6379 (1303 amino acids)
Biological process (GO): protein phosphorylation; MAPK cascade
Molecular function (GO): ATP binding; protein kinase activity
Source: RefSeq, a predicted model, not a curated record
GCUUCAGCUCGGUGAACAGUGGUGAACAGAUCGCGCAGUCAAUCCUCUAUAAGUGUAUGGAUAUUCCUAAAUAUGUAAAUAUCCGUUAACGAAAUAAGUUACACGGAUAUUUCUAAAAGACUUUUGAGUCAGAGAUAUUAGCCAUUUAAUUACCCAUCAAUUUAUGAACGAAAUAUAGAUAACUUGGUGACAAUAUUCAAUCAUCUUCGGAAAUCUCAGGUACGGCAAAUGUGUUUAUGACAGAUUUGCAGUAAUUUGAAAUCAGGAAAACGGUUAUUAAACGCCUUUGAAAUCGUGAUCUGAAAUCAUUUUAAAUGAUUAGAAAUUAUGUAAAAUUAUGAGGUCGAAUUUAAUAAUCUCAUUCGUAAUGUCAGUUGCGGAUUUAUAGUUGUGGAAACCCUAGGGCAACAAAGAAGUGGGAGGCCCCUAAUUAUUUUUCAAACAAGAUAGGAAAAUUUCAUUUUUAUAGUGUAACAAUAAUUUAUUGUGAGACAUAUGCAAUGAUGUCAACUAACACAUGUCGAUAUUGUAAAAUACAAGAAAUGAGCCACAUUAAAUUACAUCGUUAGGCGAAUGGAAUUUUGCGAGCUUUUUUCGACGCAAAGUCAUCAAUGAUAUCGGUAAAAUCCCGGAGAAAAUCACUUUCAAUGCUGAGUACGGAUAACUUUGACUAACGGCUUUGACUUAUAGUAGUUCGUAACCUAUUUUUUAUAAUUUUCAUUUUGGAAAAUGAGCGCUCUCCAGUGCAGUUCGACACCAUCAACACUAGAUACAUUCUCAAUGUAAUUUCAACGUUUGGGAAUGUAGCUCUAAAUUUUUUUUUUGUCAGAAGAGUAAUUUUACAUACCAUUUGCUAGCAAAUUUUACCAAAAAUUGUGUCAGCCCCGGUUGCCCCCCUCUAAACCCGGAACUGCGUAAUUUUAUUGCUAUUUUGUAACUUGAAACCGUCAGUCAUGCGGUAAACCGUAACUUACGGGAAAAACGAAAUUUCUAUACUCAUCUUUCCCUAUAGAGUCGUUGCAAAAGCAUAAAUGAUUCUUUUUUCAUAUCCCUGGUGAUAAUGAUUUUUACGGUUUUCUACAAAUUUUUGUGGAAAGUUGGGACAUUGCCUACAAAAUUGUGUAUAAGCAUACUUUCUCAUAAAAAUUUGUAGAUUUUUGUGAAAAUUUGAAUUUUUUCAGUAAAAAAUCGAUACGCCACCACGAUUUCUAAAGAAAAUUGACAAUUUUUCAUGAAAAACUAUGCAUGUUUACAAUUUUGUACGAAAUAAUACGGAAUGGCCCAAUUCCUGCCAAAAAAAUCGUAGUAGUAAUAAUUUUCACCAGGGAAGUUUCGCUAUGUUUCCGCUGUGAAAUUGAACUUCGUGCACGAUCGGUAGAAAAUAUUUAAAACUGCAUUUUACAACUUUAUUGUAAAUAAUUGGUGGGGUGGUUGGGUCAUAAAUCUCGUAAAAUCAGACUAACAGUAAAUCAGGUUGAAAGUUUCUGGAAUCAUUUGGCAUCGCUUUUACGCCUUGACGUUCGAGCGAAUUGAAGCCCCUGACUUUUGAACUGUAUGAUCCGCGAAUGUUAUCGAGGCGCAUGAGUCAUUAAUUUUAUUAAUUUACCCAACACUUUCGUCAGAGCUUUCGCAUGUCGUUCAUUACAAAAUCUACAACCCGUUUGAGGUUUUUUCAAGAAUUUCCUUCGGUGGAGUUUAAAGGAUAUGAUGACUCAAUAACUCCAUUUUAAUUAUUGUUUUAUUUAUGUAUUUACUGUAUAUACGAUAUUUCCACUAAUUAUUAAAACGUACUUCGCAGCAUAUUUUGGCUACAUUGCGUCCACUUGCCACUAGAUAGGAUUCAGAGAUCAUCUUAUACCAUCUUUUAUGUUCGUACGUGGAAACAAUUAUGCAUAUGUAUACCUACGUGACAAACACGUAUCCUUCGUUUCAACAAAUAGCAUGAAAUUCGUCGUUAAUUUACAAUGCCCUGGGGAAAAUCCGCACAAUUCAUAUCCGACAAGUUCUGUUCAACGGAAUAAUAGAAACCCAUUUUGCGCAGUGUUUGUUCCAUACGUUGAUCCAAGAACCGAGUCUUGAUUUCGCGGUAGCGACUCGGGUAAUUGUCGCCACUCAUCAUCGAAGUCGGAAUUUUCAGUGCCGAAGAGAAUAUGUCGGUGUCGCAGUGUGUUUACUUUGCGUGCGAGAAUGCAGCAUAGUCGGGCGGUCGACUCCAUCGCUCUUGGGGAGUAAGUAGGGGAACAAAAGCGCUCAGACGAUAGACAGUCGGCGUUCGAGUUUAUUUCGUCUGUCGUUGACGUGGGAACAAGUGGGAAAAAGAUGUCGUUUGAAGAGGGAUUAAUGAUGUGUUUCGACGGUACAACAGGCGCCGAGAGUUUAGACGGGGAUGAUUCUGACGACAGUAAAAAAAAGGACAUAAGCCCAGAUGCUGCAUUUGAAGACUCACUUAACGACAUGACCGAUCUUUAUGGACAAACACCUCCUAGAACACGCUUCAACAGACGGCAGAAGGAAAAAAAGCAGAAAGACAUUCAAUCGUAGAGAGCUCAAGUCUACUUCAAAGUCAGUGCACAGCAAACCACAAAUAAGUAGACGUAACACAUUCGACACUAUGUUGUUUAAUGAAAUGUGUGAUAAAGCUGACAAAGAUAGAGAUAGAGAAACUGAGGGCGAAGUGCUGAAAGAGGGAAGUCGUAGAAAUAAAAAGAAUUGGAAGCUGUCACGAGGUUCUGAAAGAGAUCUAAAAUUGGAUGUUUCUACAGCUGUUAGUUAUGGCAAAAAAGCAGAGAAACCAUUAGUUAAAACACCUGUUAUUAGGGUUGAGACUAGAAACCGAUUUCGUAGUUUGCAUUCAAAACCAGUGGAUGUUGAGGGAAUAAAGAGUGAAACAGAUACACUUGAAACAACUCUUAAAGAAAGAGACGCUCUAUCCGCUAAGACUCCAAAAUCUCUAAGUUUAAAAGAAAGAGAAAUUUUUCAUGAUACCUUUUCGUUUUUAAUCAAACUGGGCAGUAACGACAAAGAACGAAAUUGUAGACGUCAAAUGAGUCACGAAGAGACAUUGUGGCAAAACGAAUUGAAAGACUUGAUAUGGCUUGAAUUACAAGCUCAUCACGCAGACCGUAGUCCAACAGCACAAGAUGAAUAUCUGUGCAGGCAGCGGGAAGCCGUCGGAUCAUUAUUGACUGAAAUUAUGGAAUUCAGAUUUGAUCCAACUAGCCUCUCCGAUACUGGAUCAUUGUCCACAAUUUCAGGUGACAGCGGAAUUGAAGAUGCUGUAAAUCCUGUUUUGACUGCAAAUUCUGACAUGAGUUUGUGUCCUGGUUGCCUGUCAAUGUACUGUCGUGCCUGCACACGUGCUCAAGCAGAGGCGUUAAAGCAAGUAGAAAAUCUUUUGGGAAGAUUGGAAGCAGCUGAAGCUCUUUACCCAUCAUCACAUGCAUUGGCUGUUCAGUAUCCUAUGUACAAAAGCCAAGAAUUUAUGGGUAGAGUCAAGGCAUUGUGCCUCUGGUACAAUAUGACAAAGCAUCAAAAACUGAAAUUGUUGAUCCUAGGCAAACUUCUCACUCUUUUGAAUACAAAAAAGAGACAAGAAGAAUCGGCUGAUUCAGGCACAAGUUCGAGGUCAUCAGAUACAAUAGACUCUGUAGAUGCACGUCAAACUUUGGUUCGCUUUAAUUUAUCGCAGACGGAAGAGAAUACAAGUCCCAGCGACAGUAACACCAGUACAUCGUCUAUAGAAACGUCAUCACUUCAUCGUUUUUGGCCCUCCACCCCUGAAUCAGGAAUUCUUACACCUACGGAUGACGACAAAAACCAUCUUGACUCUUAUCUAAUGGAAUUAGACCGGCAUGCUUACAGAAAGUACAUUGAAGAUGUAUUAAAAAUUCGAGGCCUUCGAAAAAGUCUCCAGUUUUUAGAACGACUACAUACAUCAGUUUUGCGCAAAGUCAGAUUGACUUUGGAAAAAUAUGACGCCAGUGAUAUGGAUAGCAGUGCUACUGAAGAGUAUGAAGGCGAUACAGAACUAAAACGAUAUGGAGCUUGGAGUCCUGAAUCAAAAGAGCUGAAUCUCCCAUCUUACAGGGCAGCAUUUGUAUUUCUUUCUCGUGUGCCGCUGGAUGUAGUACACGAAUUUCUGAGAAUGAGACUAGAACAGAAGCCUGAGCAGCCUAGUGCCCUAUCCGUUCGGCAAUUGAUGCGAGAACUACGUGAAGGUUUGAAAAUCGCAUGUGUACAUCGACAGAGAUUUGAAGAGCACUCUCUGGCUGCUGUUGCUGCUGAUAAAAAUACUAGCGAAAUACUUUUUUACGAAGAAAUCCAAGAAUUCGACAAAAGUUUAAAGGCGGUAUUUGAACUGUACUUAAAUUAUUUGCAACAAUGGGUUGAUAUGGUGCAGCACGAAAGUUUUCAAAAGAAUUUUAUUGAAGAAGAAUGGUCGUUCAUCAUUUCUAUUGCUGGUAAUAUCUCUGAUGGAUUCGAUAUAGCCAGCGUAAAAUUUUGUGAAAUGGCAUGUACCAUGAUAGAACAAGCCAAAGAAUUUUUAACCAGUCGGCCAACUGAAAUUUGGGAAGAAGCUACGGCAGAGGAAGACGAAGUUAAGUUGUUGAAAAACCAAAUCAUGACUGCAGCCAGAGAAGUGCAGGGUAUGUUUGUUAUUGCUAAAGACAAAGUGAUAAGAAAUAUUACGUUCAUCAAAUGCUUGAGACGGGAUAUCCAAAAAUUUUCAAAUAGCCCUGAAACUGCAGAGUCGAUCAAUAAGUUGAAAACCGCAGUGAUGGAUCUGAGACACCAAAUAACAUCGACAAUUGAAAAUGUGCAAAUGGGAGUAAAUGAAGCAGAAGAACCAAAAUUAGAAUCUGAUCGUCUGGCUUUGAGGUCCAGAGUAAGGGAAGUCUUACAUCAAGCUUAUAAGAUGGGAUUUGAAUACCACAAGGAACUUUGCAAGCUAUUCUUACCUGAGGAAAGAUCGGUGCUAGUUCGUGGCUUGGUUAGCUUUGCUCUUUUAUGGAUGGACUUUGUUAGAUCUUGCUGCGACCGAGGCCGUGGCCUAAGACCGAGGUGGGCAAAUCAAGGACUGGACUUUCUUAUGACAGUCUGUGAACCAUUGAACACAAAACAUUUAACGGACCAAGAGUUUGAGGAACUGAAAACUUCUAUGGACCGCUGUAUCUCACAUGUCAUUGGAACAGCCACUCCCACUUCGCCUGCUGAUGUCGAAAAUUUGAGGAAACUGCCGCGUUCGAGAACAGCUUCUCCAGCUCGUCCAAAAAGCAGGACACCAAACAGCAGCAGCGUACAAAAAUAUCGAGAGAAUCUAGAAUUUCCGGACCCGGCAACAGUGUCACAAAAGAAUAAUUCGUCCAGUUUGACAGAUGGAGUAUCAGCUGUAACAUUAAUAGUACCUGAACACAAAUUACUAGCCAGACACCAGCGGGUAUCUCUUGCUGUCAAAAAAUUGGAACAAAAACUGGAUGAGGACUUGAUAAACAGACAAGUUAUCGGUCACGUGACAGAGAGGCGGCCAGCUGAUAGGGUUCAUAUUAAAUCGAGAUGUGUUACCUUUACCUGGCAGCGUGGUAUAAAAAUUGGUCAGGGUCGAUUUGGCAAAGUUUACACCGUUGUAAAUAAUAUAACUGGUGAGCUUCUUGCCAUGAAAGAAGUUCAGCUCCAGCCAGGCGAUCACAGAGCAAUUAGAAGGGUAGCUGAAGAAUUGCAGAUAUUUGAAGGAAUCCAACAUAAACAUUUGGUUCGCUACCACGGUAUUGAAAUUCAUAGGGAAGAAAUGCUCAUUUUUAUGGAAUUUUGUGCCGAAGGCACACUUGAAAGCUUGGUGGCUGGCAGUGGAAAUGGACUACCUGAACCACUGGUCAGAAAAUAUACCCAUCAACUCCUAUUGGCUGUUUCAGUACUACAUUCGCAUGGUGUUGUACACAGAGAUAUCAAAACUGCGAAUAUAUUUUUGACCGACGAAGAGAAUUGCCUGAAACUAGGUGAUUUUGGUUCAGCAGUUAAAAUAAAGGCACACACGACAAUGCCAGGUGAACUCCAAGGAUUUGUUGGAACUCAAGCUUAUAUGGCUCCAGAAGUGUUCAUGAAAACGGAAUCCGAAGGACAUGGACGAGCUGCCGAUAUUUGGUCGGUUGGCUGCUGUGUAGUAGAAAUGUCCAGUGGAAAAAGGCCUUGGGCAGAAUAUGACUCAAAUUACCAAAUUAUGUUCAAAGUUGGUAUGGGCGAAAGUCCAACACCACCUAGACAUCUGUCAGUGGAGGGUCAUGAGUUUAUUGCUAAAUGCUUACAGCAUGACUCAAAGCUACGGCCAACAGCGGCUGUGUUGCUCACAGAUACGUUUGCUCGGUUAAGCGACGACGAUAGGUGAAUAACGAAAGAACCCACUGACUAAAGUGUUCGCUACGGUAGGCUUUGUUAGUAUUUCUAUUAUUUUACCAGUACUAAGUAUUUUGAAUUAUUUUAUUCGAACUCAGUCAUUUUAUUGAUGAUUCAUCAAGUGAUGUAUUAGCGCGAAAGGGUUAUGCUGAGCAUACAAUCUUGUAUUUGUGACGUAUCUACAUGUUCGCAUGCGUUACAUAUACAUUACUGAUUACAUAUUUUUUAAGUGUCCAAUAUCGUUAUGAUUUCAUUGUAAAAGUACAAAGAAGGAAAGAAUUCUUUCUUCGGUAUAUAAUAUAUGUGCUAUUGUCAUAUGUGAUAUAUAUGUAUAGGUAUAUGUAUAUAAUGUUGAAUUAUAUUCGUUGAAUCAUAAGUGUAACAUGUCCAUAAUUUAAGCAAUCCUAUUCUUUAUUCAGUGAAUGACAGUAGUAAACCAAGUGCCUUGUACUAGCACCAUGGCAUGAACAAAUUGUUUGCUUAAGUUCGAUAUGUUGCACUUAUGAUUUAACGAACAAAAUUCAACGUUGAGAUGUUGAAUCCAAGCACCUGAUGGAUAAUAGAUGUUGACGUAAUAGUUUCAUUUGAAAUGAUUUUGCUAUUGUUUGACAGGGUGGCCACUGGUCAGGGAAAACUGGAAAACCUGGAAAAGUCAGGGAAUUCCGAAAUUCUGGAAUAGUCAAGGAAAAGUCAGGGGGUUUUGCGGAAAGUCAGGGAAAUUGAUUUUUUUUCGUAUAAACACGCACCGCAAUUUUUUUUGUAGCUUGUAGAUAAAUUAGAUAGAAUACGAAUUUUUUUUUACCAUCACUGGACGAUUCUUUUUCAGGAUGACCACUGGUCAGGGAAUUCUGGAAAACCUGGAAAUGUCAUGGAAUUCUGCAAUUCUCGAAUAAUCAGGGAAUCGUUUACUAUAUACUUUUUUCAUACAAAUACGUCCCACAGUUUUUUUUAAGCUUUAGAUAAAUUAGAUCGAAUACGAAUUUUCUUACCAUCACCGGAAGGUUCUCUUCAAACUUUGAAUACUCCUAAAUAUUACCUUACAAACGACUGUGCAUCGGCUAGAUGGCUAGAUGGGACAGUGUGACCCAAGUGACGGUUCGUACUUUCGUCUAGAAAAAAAAAAAAAAAAAUUGUAUAGAAAAUACGUAUAUUUUUUUUUCAAUUUGUUAUAACGAAUUUAUUCAAAUUGUUCAGGAAAAAUUAUAAGAUUUCUUGUCUGGAAAACCUGGAAAAGGCAGGGAAUUUCGUGAUGGAGAUUUAGUGGCCACCCUGUUUAACGACUUGGUAUGUAGAGUAUUAAUUACAGGAUAUUUAAAUAAAAAGCAAUAACUGCAGGAA